Messenger RNA from Pogoniulus pusillus (Red-fronted tinkerbird), 8208 nucleotides. It is a transcript of the gene IL6ST, whose product is annotated as interleukin 6 cytokine family signal transducer. NCBI's taxonomy places the organism in Eukaryota, Metazoa, Chordata, Aves, Piciformes, Lybiidae. Gene Ontology annotation, biological process: cytokine-mediated signaling pathway. Gene Ontology annotation, cellular component: signaling receptor complex; external side of plasma membrane; membrane. The transcript is spliced from 16 exons. Bases 130 to 2889 code for a protein of 919 amino acids. The record is from RefSeq and is a predicted model, not a curated record. Gene Ontology annotation, molecular function: interleukin-6 receptor activity; interleukin-6 binding.
UGCGGGCGUGGGGCUGUGCGUGCGGGACGGCGGCGCGAUGGCGCGGUGCGGCGGAGCCGUUAUUUAGGGGCUGUCGGCGGGGCGCGGGGCGGCGGUGAAGGCACUGCAGUGGCAGGAAUUCUGUGCAGCAUGUUUUCUGGGUGGACCUGGUUGGCCCAUGGCUUCUAUCUGCUCUUGAAUAUUUGUUCUCUUGGAGUUUCAGGUGGACUUGUACAGUCAUGUGGUCACAUCAUUCCAGAAUCUCCUGUGUUGGCCCUUGGUUCCAAUUUCACAGCACUAUGCAUAUUGAACGAGAGUUGUCUGGACUUUGGCAACAUCUAUGCUAGUCAGAUUAUCUGGAAAAUUAAAAAUAGAGUGGUACCUAAAGAACAAUAUCGUGAAAUAAACAGAACAGUUUCCAGUGUCACAUUUAAUGAUACUUCUUCACUAGCGACACCUCUGACAUGCAAUAUUUUGGCAGAUGGACAGAUUGAGCAAAAUAUUUAUGGAAUUACAGUUACAGUAGGCUUGCCCCCAGAGAAGCCCAAGAACUUAAGCUGCAUUGUUCAUCAGAUGUCAAAACUCACAUAUCCUAUGACUUGUACCUGGGACCCUGGAAGGCAUACAUUCCUAGACACUCACUUCAGGUUGAAAAACAGAUGGCCACAAGAGACUUUUCCUGACUGUAUACCAAAAGAUGUAAAUAAUUCUUGUACAACUACUGAUGUUCAGUUCUUUGUUAACCUGGAGGUCUGGGUAGAAGCAGCAAAUGCUCUUGGGAAGGCUGAAUCUGAUCCUCUUGUGUUUGAUCCCAUUGAGAUUGUUAAACCUCUGUCUCCACACAACUUAUCAGUCACAUCUGGAAUACUACCUACUGUUCUGAAGCUUUCCUGGGAAAAUCGGAUUUCAGCAGCUGUGAUGAAGUUGAAAUUCAAUAUACGCUAUAGGAUCAUUGAUGACACAAACUGGAUGCAGGUUCCUCCUGAAGAUACAGCCUCACCGAGAACUUCGUUCAGUGUUCAGGGGCUCAGACCCUACACAAAGUAUGUCUUCUCAAUUCGUUGCAUGAAGGAAGAUGGAGUGGGCUACUGGAGUGACUGGAGUGAAGAGAAAACUGGGGUCACCACUGAAGAUAAACCAUCUAAAGGACCAUCCAUAUGGAGGAUCAUCGAUGCAUGUCAUUCAUCAGCUUUCUGGACUGUGCGUCUGAUGUGGAAGGCAUUGGAGCCAUACGAAGCCAAUGGAGUAAUCUUGCAGUACGAAGUGACUGUCAGAGCUAAGUCAUCUCUCUCCAGCCCACCAGAGAAAUACAACGUUAAUACUACCAACCUUACAGUAAAGCUCCCAAAUGGAACUUAUGAAGUAACUGUGACUGCCCAUAAUAAAGCUGGGGCAUCCCCUCCAUCAGUUCUACUUAUCCCUGCAGUUAAUUCAAAAGCUUCUGUGAAAAAUCUUAAGACACUACCUAAAGAUGGCAAGUUGUGGGUAAGGUGGACUGCUCCUAACAAUUACGUUCUUAAAUAUGUGAUUGAAUGGUGCCUAGUGUCCAACAACUCAGACUGCAUCAUAGAAUGGCAGAACGAACCAGGAACUGUUCAAGGAACAUACUUAAAAGGUGAUAUAAAACCAUUCAAGUGCUACUUGAUAACUGUGUACCCUCUAUAUGCUGAUGGUCAGGGAAACGGACAGUCUGUGAAGGCUUAUCUUCAGCAGGAUCGUCCUUCAAAAGGACCAACCGUUCAGACAAAGAAAGUAGGAAAAGCUGAAGCUGUUUUGACAUGGAAUCAUCUCACAGUAGAUGAACAAAAUGGAUUUAUCAGAAGUUACACCAUAUUUUACAAAACUAUCGAUGGAAAUGAAACAGCUGUGACAGUGGAUCCUUCCAAGACAGAGUAUACCCUUUCUUCUCUAACCAGUGACACGCUGUAUACUGUGCGGAUGAUGGCAUACACAGAUGAAGGAGGCAGGAGUGGUCCCGACUUUACAUUUACUACACAAAAAUUUGGGAAGGGCGAAAUUGAAGCCAUAGUUGUACCUGUCUGUCUGGCAUUCCUGUUGAUUGUGCUCCUUGGAGUUUUGUUUUGCUUCAACAAACGUGACUUAAUUAAAAAGCACAUCUGGCCUAUUGUCCCUGAUCCAUCCAAGAGUAACAUUGCUCAGUGGUCCCCUCAAGUUCCAUCUAAGCAUAACUUUAGUUCCAAAGAUCAGAUGUACCCAGAAGGCAGCUUUACAGAUGUAAGCAUUGUAGAAAUAGAAGCUGAUGACAAGAAGUCUUUUUCAGAACAAGAUCUAAAACCCUUUGAGUUGCUUAAAAAGGAAAAAAGUACUUCAGAAGGGCACAGCAGUGGUAUUGGGGGAUCCUCAUGCAUGUCUUCUCCCAGGCAAAGCGUCUCUGACAGUGAUGAAGGUGAAACCACACAAAACACUUCAAGUACUGUGCAGUAUUCAACUGUAGUACUUAAUGGCUACAGAGACCAGACACCUGUACAAGUCUUUUCAAGAUCUGAGUCGACUCAGCCACUGCUAGAUUCAGAAGAGAGGUCAGAGGAUCACUCUGGAGGAGGUGACAGUACAGCACAGAAGCAGCAAUAUUUUAAACAAAACGGUGGUCAAGAUGAAAUCAACACAGACAGGCCGUUCCUUGAAAGAACAAAGCAAACUAAUUCAUCUAAUGAGGGGGAUAUUGCUGGAUUUGCACAACUGCAGAUCUCAGGUCAGAGUUCACAGCUGUUGUGCCUUGGGCUGGAAAAAAGUAAUGAGGAAGCUGCUCUAUCAGAUGUUUUACAGACAAGUAUUAAAGGACAGACACUGAGACCUGAAACAGUGGAAGAAAAUCCACCAUCAGUUGAUGAAAUGCCAAAAAGUUACCUCCCACAGACUGUGAGACAAGGGGGUUAUAUGCCUCAGUGAAAGAAGAGACUGGCUUUGUGUAGGCCUUCAUUAGUGCCUGUUCACACUUUCUCCUGUGUUUCUGAUAAAUUAAGCUAGAUAUUUUUAUCUGAAUGCAGAUAGAAAUAUUGACAUUAAGUGAAGAAUAAUUUGAUAAAGUACCAUAAGGACCGUGUUUUGCAGUUCAGACCUACUGGAGACUUACCUUUAUGCACUACAUAAAACCCUGAUAUCUGGAUAGCUGAAGAAGCCUUUACGCUACCUUGGGAUUUUGUCUUGUCAUACCAGAUUCACAUGUGAUUGAAAACAGCAAGUUUCAAUUAAUCACAUCAGCCAGUAGACCUAGAAGAAACACAUCCAUUUGCGACAACCUAAAAUGCCAGCUUUUGUUGCUUGGAGCAUCUUUGUGCAAAAGUAAGACCAAAUCGUAGUAUUCUGCCAUGGAAGAAUACUCAGGUCAUAUGCAUUUCAGAAACUCAACUGUCUUUCUGAAUUUUGACUUGGCCCAGUGUUUUAAUUUCCAGCUUACCAGAUAUGCAAAUCACAUUCAUCCCUGUUAUAAAAACCAACUAGAACUUGCUGUGGUGUGCUAGUAGGAAGACGCCACAGUUGCUCGACUGAAUGAUAACCAUACUAAUCCAUACUCUGCCUAUAUUUAGAUGUACGUACGCACGAACUAUACAAGUUUGGCUGAAAGAUGUGCCUUGCAACUUGACACACAGCAAGUCAGUCUCAUGUUCAAAAGCUUAAAAAAAAAUCCAGGUGAAAACACAGAUUAAGAGUUACUUAAAAGUUUUGUACCCAGGUCACUGUCAGGUUUUACCAUACCUCUCUGCUCAUAUAAACUGCCUUUGUUUUAGUAAGUGCACCUUUGCUGUAUGCAGCUGGAAAGGCAAGUCACAAGCGGUAAGUUUUUACCAUUUUUCUAACUGCUCAGGAGAAAGGGAAUGUGACUUUCUUCCUGGUGGACUGUGAUUAAGUGUUCUGUAACUUCACUGCUGAUGCCACAGGACCUCCUUGAAACUGAAAGUGGGGAAAAAAAAACUAAAGCUUUGAAGUCAAUGAAGCUCCCAUGAGGAAGAAAAAAAAAAUCUAUAUACCCUGAAUUUGAAUAUUGCUGGUGGUAUAUAUCUAUCAGCAAUCAUGAGCCACAAGCAACUUAGGUGGUUGUUGAAAUUCGUUUUCCUCUUAUAUCUUGCUGUUAACUUGUUCAUACAGUUUUCAUUUUACUGAAGAAGAUACAUUUCUUGGAGACUGGCAUUUCUUACCAGGGUUUAAAGAAAAAAUUAAUUGAUAUGAAAAGAAACCUCUUCUCCAGUGAUAACUACAAAUUUCACAGCACUCUGUAUAUUUUCUUUUUUCUUAACAUUAACCUUUUUCCUUAAGUUUAGUCAACCUUCUAAUCUGACACUAGCAAAACCUUAAUUUAGAACACUAAAUGCUGUGUUGUGACAAUGGAAGAAAGGUUUUAUUUCUCCUUCAGUAAAUGAAUUAUGUAUUUAAGACCACCUGAAACCUUUUAUGCUGUGACCUGGAGUGUUGGUCAUUUGCAGUGUACUUUCCAAAGGCCUUGGAAAGGCAGGUGUCAAUAUAGUUUCAACUUCUCUUGUCCUCAUCUAACUGUUUGCAUGGAAGGACAGCUACACAUAUAUAAAUGUUCAGAUGUGUCUGCUUUUGUUAAAAAUAAAUGGAAUGCUGGAGUAAAUUCAUAAGUUACUUCUUGAAGCUUGGAAUAUUUAAAACUGAUAAAGAAUGCAGAAAAAAAAUUGGUAGACUACACUUCCCUUCUCCCAGGAGUAUUUUUUUGUUUCUGGACACUCUUUUAAACCAAAAGGCUAUGUUGCAGCUUAUUAUAAUUACCUUUCUUGAAACCAGUCCCCUUCCUUUUCUUCCCAUUCCACCUCAACACCUUCAAACUCCCACCUACAGGGCAAGAUCCUAAUGAAAGCUGUGCUGUCACAAGACAGCAGACAGAGUCCUUUGUUUUUUCAGAGGUUCCUUUGUCAAAAUACAUUCCUACUGGAAAAUAAUAGCAGGUACUGUACUGGGAAUGUGUUGUCUUCUCUAUGCAAACAUAGUUACUGCAGAAAUCACAAGUGAAAGGAAAAGUCUCCACUAAGCAACGAUGUGCCUGCUUAAUAGAACUACCCUACUUAUUGGAACUGCCCUACAGCCAUGUCCAUCUAAUCCACCUCCUGCUCAUCUCUGAAAUGUGAGCCACCAUAUGGAUACUUGGUCUGGACAUUGCUUUAAAGGCCUGGGUGUUUCCAAAAAUAUGCAGAUGGUUUGUUUAGUUGUUUGUUUUUCUUUUUUUUUUUUCAUUUGUGUUUUGUGAUCUGGUGAUACUUAUUUUUGAUAGCAUGUAUCAUAUCUGAGGGACAACCUCAGUUAUUCCUGAAGUUACAGUUUGCCUUUCUGUUGUGUAACAGGAAGGCAUUUUCUUGCUAAUCAACAUUUCCAGUGUUGAACAGUAUCAAGAGGUUCUCAUUUUUAAAGGUCUGUCCUAGUAAGUGUUGUGGACUGUCACCUCUGCCAUCUUUGAUUGUGGAUCAGUGGUAGUAAACUUGCAAAACUCUAUAGGAGUGUAUCCUAGAGAGAGUUCUGGCUGGCAGAGUCUUACCUUUCAGACUUGUACAUUUAUCCAGGGCUGGGAUCACACAAUAGUAAGAGUUGGAAGGGACCUCUGGAGAUCAUCUAGUCUAACCCACCCUGCUAAAGCAGUAGACCUCACUAAAGACUAAGCAAGGGAUACCAAUGGGUGAAUAGCUUAUAGAAGCUACAACACAUAUAAACAGGUUUACAGCUUGUUCUUAAACUUAUGUGCCAAAUAUUAUAUCACGAAGUGUUCAGGGUUUAACUUGGUUUUGUACUUCAGAUCAUAGCAAGCUGAUUGUACCAAACAGUUGCAUACAGGUUUUUAGAGUGUCUGGAGUGUAGUUAUAGCCAUCCACUAAAAUUCUCUGAACUUGGCCCUAAUAUAGUAAAUAAAAAUAUUUUUUGUCUGUCCUGUUGUGUCCCCCCCUGUCCCCUCCCCCUCAGUACUAUGGUGCACUUUACAAAAUAAAGGCAUUAUUAAAAUCAAAUCACACUUCAGUAUUGACACUUUUGUGUCCAUAUUUAUUUCCUGGAGUGGAAUUUUUCAGGUAAAGACCUUGUUACUUAGGUGGCAGGAAAGGGAGAGCAGUAGAAAUACAAAAUAUUUUUCCAAUAUUAGCAUGUGUGAGACAUCUCUCUAAGUACCUGCUGGCUAACAGCUUCUCUUUACACAGGAGAAAGGAAUAUAUUUGUCUCUGUACUUGCAUUGUGAUGGUUCUCUUAGAACCAUGGUUGUUGGGAGUUGCUUCUAGGGUCUGUUGGCCUACUUUCAAGGCAGUUACUCUGGGAAUGUCAUAUCCCACUCUAGUGAAAAUCAUGGGAUUAUGUUUCACAGGCCCUGUUGUAGUAAACUAAAUAAAACUGCCUUAACUUGGCAGUUUUCUAAUUUUUUUUCUAAACCUUGUUCUGGGGCAUUUGUGACAAGCAUGUGCUGCUUAUCUGUGCUACAGCAGCCUAAAAUGCUGGUUUUCAGGACUGGAAGAAACUUUGGCUUAAGGAUGAGGGGGGAGUUUGUAUGUGAAGGUUGUCACAUUCUUGGGCACCCAUGGCCUAAGGUGGGGUGCACAGCUUCAGCUUUGUAAAUCAUGAGCACUGCCAGGUGGUUAAAACUUACAUUAGUAUGCCCAGUACUGUCCCAGUGGGACUCACCAUGCUUAUUUUACUCCAGCAAUUGAACCUGGUUAAUUUGUGUCAGGUCUUGAAUGUUUGAGACCCCCAUCAGUGUGUACUACUGUGGCAUUGACUUCACAGUGGGAUCUGAAACUCCAGAGACUCGGAUUAGUCAGCCCCACUCCAGGAUAUACACAUUUUAAAUUGUCAUUUAUGUACAUUAAAGGGGACCAAGUAUGUUGGUUUAUUUUCCUUGAAACAGAUGUCAUAAUUAAGAUUAACUUACUUGGAUACAAAAAUUCUACUGGCUGAUGGAUUGUAAAACUUCAUUAAUCCCCUGUAACCUCUCAUCUGUUUGCUAGGAUACGUAUGUAUAACCAUUUUAAAUUCUAAGAGUUGUUUUUAAUGUUACUUGGGAGCAAUUUAUAACAAAAAUACUGAAUCUUUUGUCAUGAAGCAGCCAUUUGGGAAUUACAGCCAACCCUGCAGUCUUCAGCUUAGCUCCUGUUCCAGAAAACUACAGCAAUGUGGAAGGGUAAAUGCAAAAAUCUGGAGGAAGGUAAAACUAAUUACCUUGCACUGGACUCACAAAUUCACCUUUCUUGUCUUUAAAAGUGAAAAGAUCAGUUUAAAAAAAAAAAGGCUAAACCAUGUGUUUGCUUUCACUGUUGUUUUCCUUUGUACUUGUGCAAUCUGAGCCAGUCCUAAGAAUGAAAGCAGUGCUGAUGCAAUGCACAAGGGUGCAUUUUAAAGGCCACGAGAUUUGAUACAAAUAAAUAUAAAGUCUAAUGACUUAAGGGCCAGAUCUCAGCAACUGCCCGCUUCUCCCACCCCCUCUUAAUGUUAGUGCAGAGGGAGCAUGGGUGGUAAGUACCUGCCAGAAUGCAGCCUUAGCCAGUACUUGUUUUUAUUUGCAAAGACAACAUUGAUGGGGAUAUAUGCAUUUAUGCAAUAGUCACUGAUACUCUGCAGAAGCACAUUUCUGUAACAGCAGAUGAAAAACACGUAUGGCACAACUGUCAACAGAUGGCUGGAAAGCUCCACGUCCUCCUGCUUGGACUGAAACAUCUGCAGCCCUCACCAGCUGCUCUCCAGUGAUUGUAGGCACGAUAAAGGAGCAGCUCUCUGCAGUGCUGAAACUGGCAACACAUUGCUUUUCUUCACAUCGAAGCACAUUCAUUAGUGGACCUGGUCAACUCCCCAGUUUCACAUGUAGCCUGAUGCUUUGAUACAGCAAUGGAUCAUCCAGAAACCAAGUGCUUUCACCUGGGGUUAAGGAGCCUUUACUUAAGGUUACCAUGAGUGUUGCUGUGCCAGUACCUGUCGCUGUGUGAGCAGAGGAAGCGUGGAACACAGAGACAUACUAACAACGAAAGUGCCUUGAUGCUGGAUGGAUGGCUAGCGAAUGUAAACAUUGAGUCAGUUUUUACUAUGUACUUCAUGUAUGGCUGAUUAAGCUACUGAUAAUUUGAAUGCCAGCUUUGAAGGGCUUGCAUACUCCAGCCAGAGGUCAAACUUGUAAAUUGCUGCAUAAGCUGUCUGUGUAUGGAAAUGUGUUUUAAUACCAGUACACUAUCUUCAUUCUUUUGCAAGCUGCAUGUUUAUUGUCAUAUAAACUCUGCUUUCUACAAUUUA